Molecule: messenger RNA, 1468 nt
Organism: Actinia tenebrosa (Australian red waratah sea anemone)
Lineage: Eukaryota; Metazoa; Cnidaria; Anthozoa; Actiniaria; Actiniidae
Product: gamma-aminobutyric acid receptor subunit gamma-3-like
Biological process (GO): monoatomic ion transmembrane transport
Cellular component (GO): membrane
Molecular function (GO): transmembrane signaling receptor activity; extracellular ligand-gated monoatomic ion channel activity
Source: RefSeq, a predicted model, not a curated record
UAAAAACAGAUUACCAGCGGCAGGGGAAUUAAGAUCAAAAUACCCGUCCCUACCGGUUGUUAGUCGCUUAAUACUUGAAAACUUUAGUCUUACAACAGUUUCACUGCAACCAUGUUGGGGGCAGAUAUAAUGCAAUGGAUGUUUUUACACGAAAAGAGAUUGCUUUUCCCAAGGCGCACCUGUCGAAGUUUACACCGAUUUCUCGGUUGCCUCGUUUGGCAGCUUUGAUGAAGUCAACAUGAAAUACAGCAUCGACAUGUUUUUCCGUCAAUCAUGGACGGACAAUAGACUUCGUCAUCGAAUGAACGAAACUUUAACGCUGACUUUAGGAACCAAACACCCAGCAGAUUUUAUCUGGGUUCCAGACACAGUGUUCAUGGACGCAAGUACUGCUCAUAUGCAUACAGUGAUGGUUAAUAACCACAAGCUGGAUAUCRAUCCUGAUGGAAGAAUACUCUGGGGAUCAAGAGCAACUGUCACAGCACGCUGCUACAUGAAUCUUCAUAGAUUCCCAAUGGACGAACAAUCYUGCCCACUCAGAGCCAUAAGUUACGCCUACCCGGUUCGUCAUUUAGUGUACAGGUGGAAAAGCUCCCCUGGAGUCAAGGUACUCAAUGGAGAAAUGUCGCAGUUCUAUCUGAGUAAGAUUGAAACGGUAUUGCGAAACGAGGAAUACGUCGCAGGUGAAUACUCGGUUCUCGUGGCAACUUUUUCAUUCAAUCGUCGCAUUGGCUUCUAUCUCAUCCAGGUCUAUAUUCCUUGUAUGGCUAUUGUCUUCGUCGCCUGGAUGUCUCUAUGGGUCGAUAGAAAAGCUACCCCCGCGAGGGUCAGUUUGUGCAUCACAACUCUUCUAACCAUAUCUACCAUCUGGGGCAAUGUCAAUGUCGGGAUGCCUCGUGUGUCAUACGUUAAGUCUAUCGAUAUCUACCUGAUGACCUCGUUUGUAUUCGUACUUGGGACACUGUUAGAGUAUGUUGUGGUCAUGAAAAGACACCGAAUYAAGCUCUCUUGUAAACUUCCUGAACUCUUUCGGGGUCGUUGCCGUUCAAGUCACUCCUUCACUAGUGACGAAUUGCCGACACACACCAUUAAAAUGGCUAACAUUAGAAGAUCAACAUCUACUCCUUCCACCGUCAAUAAUGAUAUAAAUAUCUAUGGCAUGUUUGACAUGAAAUACUCUAACGGACCAAUCAAAUGUAGACGUUCUAAAAAGAAAUGCGAAGAGGCAAAAGACUCUUCAAUCGUGGACAUUUACGCUAGGAUUGGUUUCAUGCUGAUUUAUAUUAUUUUUAAYGCCAUUUACUGGGCUAUCCUCUUCCUACCGCCAUCAUCGGAUUAGAGUUUGAUCAUGUCUSUACUGUGUUACGUACACAUAAGCUUAUUAGUUCAUUCUCAAAGGAUUUUUCAGAAUUAAUUUACAACCAAUGAUUAAAAGAAUACACCAAAUGGUAACUCUGGAUUGACAAAA